GAUGGUGCAGCAUCGUUCGUGCUGCGUUGUCCGCUGCGUCGUGCUUUUCGGCAAUCGAACUGCGAUGGUGACCGCGUGUGCCGUGUGCCAAUGAGAUGGAACGAACCCAAAAGCAAAAGUGACCACCAGCUCCCUCAAAGAAGGUCGCUGAAAAGUUGAAUAAAUAAAGUGUCCAAAAAAGUGGUCCAAGGUUUUUGGAAAUUUUUGCCUUCCAUAUUCUGCCUUGCCAUGCGAUUGGCCGGGCAGUGAAACAAGUGCAGUAGAAUAGCCCGACAGUUGGUUUUGUUGGUGUCCUGGCGAAUCUUGAUUGCAAUUACCGUAAGGAAGGUGUGCUGAGCUAGUGCUGAGGAAGAAAAAUGCCAACGAAUGUGUAAAGGUCAUAUUCGAUCCUUGAGCGCGACACGAUUGUUGACGAUCGAUCGACGACGGGUGCAGAAAGUGCAGCAAGUGCAUUUUACCUUCACUCCAUCGGUGUGUGUAUGUGUGUGUGUCUGUGAAGCAGUGAUAGUUGUUGUUUCCCGUGCCGUUUAGCACUUUGUCGUAGUGAGCCGCUUAUUAUUGAACGGUGUGUGAAAAUGUGAUUAGUGCCAACCCUCCUGGAACACUGACCCAGGGCACAAGUGGGACCGAGUGUGAACAAAACACAAGUACUGUGCGUCCUCGUUAUGCUCCGGAAUCGAUAAUUAUGUCGCGCUGUCAUCGGACCCUAGCAGUCCCAUUCGCACCAGUCGAUGGCAAUACAAAUCGGAAGACGAUCGCCGCUGUGCCGGUGAAAUGCUGCUGGCGUACCGUCGGCGUUGGGGCGUUGAGGUCAUUGAAGCACCCGAAAGCGUACUGCUGCCGGUGGCGCAUGAGCAGAACGAAACGAGUGCAAAUCCACCGAGUGCAUCGGAUCGACCGAUCACCGGAUCACCGGAAAUGCUAACCACCCUGUGACCGGCGGGCGUGAAGCAAUCUGUGCGGAGAUACGGAGCUUUUUUUUGCUCCCCCCGGGGGCGAGAAGCUUCAUGGCCAUUGUUGUUAACUCUUCGGCGUGGUAGCUUUGAAAUCGAGAUGACGCCACGCGGUCGUUAAGCGCGAGAGCGAAAGUGUGGAAGAAAAGUGUCGAUACGCGUAUGUUUGUGGAUGCCAGCACGUGUAUCACCCUUGGCUGGGAAAUCUGUUUACCGAACGCGGCUGGAGUCAAUAGACGAAAAACAAUCACUUGUCGCAGUCGCAAAGCACGCACAAUUAGUCGUGAAUUGAAGUGGCGGCCGUCCGUUGGUUCGUUGGUCCCAUUGGUUUUUCGCCGAGUGUUUGCCGUUUGUUUUCGUUGUUCCCUCGUCAAACAAAUGGAGUGUCAACAAACUGUGAUCGCACACGUAAUCUAACCCACAAACCGGAACCGUUCAGCAAAACGAAAGAAGUCAAACAAAACAACGGCAGACAAAAAAACACACACAAACGAUCAGUGCGGAAGCGAACUCCGCGACGCACACGCAUCGACAACAGCUGUUUAGCCGCAAAUGUUUAUGUGCCAAUGUUAGUAAAAGUUUUAAUUUAAAAAUAUCGCCUCUCGCGCGCUGCGAGGCAAAGGGUAAACAAGCGAAAGGCUGCGGGGAAGUUUGUGUGACAAAUUUUAUAUAGGAAGUAACGGCGGGCGGGAAGAACGGCCAGUAUAUUGGCCAGCAUUAUUUUUACAUAAACUGCACACGCCCCGACCAGUCACAAUGAGGAAGAUGGACGUGAACAAUGCAAAAUAUUUGCUCGAUUAUCUCUACUACACGAGAGAUGAUGAGCAGUUUCGUUUCUACAAGAAGUCAAGAUCAUCAAUAUUUCGCGGUGUGAUACUAUGUCUCUGCUUGAACCUUACCUUCGCCAACGUGGUCCGGUUCCCGCGGGAGCUCCAGCUGCACGGGUCUGCCUUCCUAGUACCUUACGUGAUACUGCUCCUUCUAGUCGGCCUCCCGGUGGUGCUGCUCGAGAUAUCGCUGGGCCAGUUUCUUGGCCAAGGUUCGGCGCACAUGUGGCGCGCUGCUCCCUUUCUGAAGGGUGCCAGUUUGGUGGGACGUAUUGCUUCGUGGCUGGCGGCGAUAUGGACAUCGAUGCAAUCCGUGAUUGCACUGCUCUACAUCGGAAUGCUAGCAUUCAAAUCUGUGCCAUUGCGGGAGUGCUCCAAAUCGGUUACGAUCAACCCGCAAGCCAUCUAUAAUGGCUACGACGUACAGCAAAGCAGUGGACAGGAAUGUUUGAAAUUAACAUUUCUCCGUCCAGUGUGGAGAAGCUCGCUGUACUUUGGCUUGCUGGCGCUGAGCCUGAUACUGCUGUGGGUCAUAUCGAUGGUGUGCACGCACAGCGGGAAAAUCAAUCGCCGAUCGAUCUACCUGUUCGGCUUUGUGGCGCUCGUAGUGCUGAUCUUCGAAACCGGCUGGGAAGUGACGAAAGCGAUCAACGAGCAAUACUUCCCCGACCUGUGGCCCUUCCAUCCGGAAUCGUUUGCGGACAGCACGGUCUGGUUCAAUGCGCUGGUGCAGGUGAUCUACUCGCUCAACAUCGGGUUCGGAGCGGUCCCGGUACUGACCGGCAAGUUCCUCUACAAAGGCGAUGCGAUCAAGACCUCGUUCGUGUACAUGUUCUUCAACAUACUCAUCACGGCGAUCGCGGUGUUGUUCUACGUGUUCCAGUUCAACAACAGCUUCACCGAAUCACAUCCCUUUUACCCGGAGCUGAGCACCCUGACCGUGAUUUACGAUCGGGCAAUAAGCGUGCAAGAGUCGGACGCAACGCUCCAGCGGCUCAUACCGGCGCUGUCCUUCACGAUGAUCUUCAUUUCGUCGCUCGUAUCGAUCGUGAUCUACGUUUACACCUCGACCCGGAUUAUCCGGAAGCACCCGAACUACACGGUCUGUCUCGCAGGGCUCGUGGUUGCCAUUGCCGGGCUGCUCUGUCCCAACUACAUCUUCCCGCGCAUCCUGGACACCCGCAUCGUAGGUUCGCUGGCCGUCUGUGCAAUGAUCUUCGAGAUCAUCCUCAUCAUCUGGGUGUACGGGUCGAAGAAUCUCUACACCGACCUCGAGUUCUCGCUCGGCCGGCCGGUCCUGAAGGCGUGGCUGUUUAUCUGGGGCUUCAUACCGGUGCUGCUGAUGGCGCUGCUUUGCUGGUGGUCGAUCACGUACUACGACAGCGAUCUGCUGAUCGACUACUUCCCCAAGUGGUUGCCGGUCGUGUUCAGCCUGUCCGUGAUCGUGCUGCUGGCCUGUGUCGAGAUCAGCAAGCAGGUGGACUACAACGUGUUCAGCAUGAUACACGGCGCAACGAAACCGUCCAAGGACUGGGGUCCAGCCGAUCCGCUGGUACGGCACGCCUGGAAGCAGUGGAAAUCCGUUUGCGAAGAUACGGGCGAGCGGGACUUUACGCUGCGCCGGCGCGGCACCAAAGACUACACCAACUCCAUCAAGAAGGGCCAGUACACGCACUCGCACAAGUACGGUGCGUCCUCCAACCGUAACCUUUCGACUGCCGGGAGCAAUUCGCCCAACUACAGCGGCUCGGUGUUUGGUGAUUCGGCCAUCGAGGAGGACAUGAGUGUGGAGAAGUAUCCGCACUACGGCAAACAUUCCGCCCAGCAGCAGCACACGACCGGUGCACACGUGGGUGGUGGGUAUGGGUUGGACACACCGCCCCCCUUACCACCGCUCCCGCUUACCGAAACUACCGACGACAGUUCGCCCCGCAUAUCGGCCAGCUCCCGGAAGUCUUCCCGGGCGACCGACCAAACCAAGCGCACGCCCAGCGAACGUAGCCAGGCGGAUCUGUUGCCCAGCGUGCGCAAAAGCUCGGACAACAGUUUCGGGUCGCGCAUCGACAUUAUGCCCACGGACGAGGAGGUGACGAACGCGUUCGGUCGCAGUACCGCCAUCGUGCGUAAUCCGCUUGCCAAAGCCGGCCACCAGAAUCAGCAGAAUCUAGCCGCACGGCACUAUCAUCACCAUCACCAGCACCACGGCAACGGUAUGGUGCCGGUGCACCACAGUGCCAAACCGAAUCCCGUGUCCUACCAUCAGGACGGGGGUGGAGCACCCAGGCACGCGGGUGGUGCGUCCACCGACACUGACCGACUGCCGGGAUACAAUCGGGACAUUUUCAUCAGCAAUGGGCACGCACCGACCGGUGGUGGUGGCGAUCACAUCUGCUGGCGGAAGUUUUCGAUCAACUCGGAAGAAUACUCGACGGAGCUGUAAAGUGGGGCGAUUAGAAGCGGUCGCAUUAACGUUACUGUUACAGGGUUUUUUUUUUUUUUGUUUGUUUUGUUCGUUUGUUCGUUUCGUAUCGUUUCGUUGCAUGCGCGUUUAACGUUUCGUUUGUACAUAGUGUAGACAGGUGCGGCUAGCGGCUGGACGAGCCCGAAACAAACACCGAAAAACACCUUGCCUCUUGUCUAAGGGAUAGGGUAGGCAAGGUGGUAGGCAAGGGACUGAUUUCAUGUGGGCAUGUGUUUUUGAUAAUAAGCAGGGAUUGAGGCAGAACUGACCGGUUUUGUGUAUGUGUGUGUGUGUGCGGGGUUCAGUGUAUUACUAUUUAUUCGAAUAGCAGAAUCCUCCUCAUUCGAACAAGGCGUGCAUAAGGUUAGAUUUGCAUGUCGAGUAGACAAUGGUUAAGCUAACUAAAAAAUAGAGAAGAAAAAAACGUUCCCCUUUCCCCCACUCCCCCGAAAGGGCGAUCUUUUCGAUGCCUCACCCGAUGAACUAUCACAAUAAAUUGAGCUUCAAUUUGUGCACUGAUUGUUAAGUAGUGUUUGUGUCAGCAGAAGGAUGAUGCUGAGAUGGGCAAACAACUGGGUUAAACUAAUAUAGCUGUGUGUUUAAGGGGAAUGGGAUUUUCAUGGGGCGCCCAUAUCUCCCAAUGGGCAAAAACAAACGCAAUUUGCGCACCUGAUGCUGAUGACGCAAAUAUGUUAUCCAAGAUGUAGUUCAAGGGAGCAUUGUACAUAACCGAUGGUGGUGAGCUGCGCAGCUGCCAGUUUGCGUAGGAACGAUAAAUAAUAAAAUGGUUACGUUGAAAGUAA
Messenger RNA from Anopheles stephensi (Asian malaria mosquito), 5044 nucleotides. It is a transcript of the gene blot, whose product is annotated as sodium- and chloride-dependent neutral and basic amino acid transporter B(0+). Gene Ontology annotation, cellular component: membrane. NCBI's taxonomy places the organism in Eukaryota, Metazoa, Arthropoda, Insecta, Diptera, Culicidae. Gene Ontology annotation, biological process: sodium ion transmembrane transport. The record is from RefSeq and is a predicted model, not a curated record. The coding region runs from base 1710 to 4220 and encodes 836 amino acids. The transcript is spliced from 8 exons.